AUGCAGAUGAAGCUGAAGCUGUUGAAAGAAGGGUCGACGCCGAGCGUGGAUGUCACUGAGUACCGUAGCCUCAUCGGGAGCCUCAGGUAUCUGUGCAACUCUAGACCCGACCUGGCGUAUGCUGUGGGCUACCUCAGUCGCUUCAUGGAGGCACCACGCCAAGAGCACCUCGCCGCCGUCAAGCGUGUCCUCCGCUACGUGGCGGGCACGGUGCAUUGGGGCCUGCACUACCAUCCAGGGAGGAAGAAUGAAGGCACUCCGAAGCUGCUGGGCUACUCCGAUAGUGACCUGGCCGGAGAUGUCAACGACCGGAAGAGCACCAGUGGCCUCAUCUUCUUCCUUGCAGGUGGGCCGAUUGCAUGGCAGUCGGCAAAGCAAAAGGUGGUCGCGCUGUCUUCCUGCGAGGCAGAAUACAUCGCGGCCGCUGGAGCUGCGUGCGAGGGGGUUUGGCUGGCACGAUUGCUGGCUGAGCUCGUCAGAGGAGCAAUCCUCGCGCCCAAGCUCAAGGUGGACAACAAGUCUGCCAUCGCAUUGAUGAAGAAUCCUGUGCACCAUGACCGGAGCAAGCACAUUGAUGUGAAGUUUCAUUUCAUCCGGGAGUGCUGCGACAGGAAGCUGAUCGACGUCGAGUUUGUUGGCACAGAACUGCAACUGGGCGACAUCCUCACCAAGGCACUCGGGCGCGUUCGGUUCCAGGAACUUCGUGGUGAGAUCGGCAUGAAAGAUUUAGCCUAG
Molecule: messenger RNA, 735 nt
Organism: Phragmites australis (common reed)
Lineage: Eukaryota; Viridiplantae; Streptophyta; Magnoliopsida; Poales; Poaceae
Product: secreted RxLR effector protein 161-like
Exons: 1
Coding region: 1-735 (244 amino acids)
Source: RefSeq, a predicted model, not a curated record